GCCCGAAUCUAAAACCCAUCUCUCUCUGAAUUCUGAAUCUGAGCAUCGCAAACCUUCGUCUGACCAAAAGAGCCAGCCAUGUCUCUCACCAUCCCCACCAAUCUCUCCAAGCCCAUCGCCACCCCGAAGCUCACCCCCUCCAAAUCAAUCAGGCCGACCACCCUCGUAAGAUGCUCCUCCUCCUCCUCCUCCCCUGAUCAGGCCUCCUCCACCUCCGCGGCGUCACCUCUCAAGGCCUUCUCCGCCGCGCUCGCCCUCUCCUCCAUCCUCCUCUCGGCGCCGCAGCCGGCUGCUGCCGACAUCGCCGGGCUGACCCCGUGCAAGGAGUCGAAGCAGUUCGCGAAGCGGGAGAAGCAGCAGCUGAAGAAGCUGGAGUCGUCGCUGAAGCUUUACGCACCGGACAGCGCCCCGGCCCUGGCCCUCAAGGCCACCAUGGAGAAGACGAAGCGGCGGUUCGAGAACUACGGCAAGCAGGGCUUGCUCUGCGGCACCGACGGGCUCCCCCACCUGAUCGUGAGCGGGGACCAGAGGCACUGGGGCGAGUUCAUCACCCCGGGCAUCCUCUUCCUCUACAUCGCCGGGUGGAUCGGGUGGGUCGGCCGGAGCUACCUGAUCGCCAUCCGCGACGACAAGAAGCCCACCCAGAAGGAGAUCAUCAUCGACGUCCCCCUGGCCUCCCGCCUCGUCUUCCGUGGCUUCAGCUGGCCCGUCGCUGCUUACCGAGAGCUCGUCAACGGCGAGCUCAUCGCCAAGGACGUGUGAUCGGAAUUUUUUUAUGCAUGUAGUAAUCGGAUGGCACAUUGGUCCCUAUAUCUUCCGUACUUCUGUUUCUUUCCUUCUUCUUCCUCUCUCUCCUUUUGUUUUUCUAAGGUUCUUUUGUAAAUUUUGAUUGUGGAUGGAAACAUGGCUUAUUCCAAUGCAUGUA
This is a messenger RNA of Rhodamnia argentea, 925 nucleotides long. RefSeq names its product photosystem I reaction center subunit III, chloroplastic. The transcript has a single exon. Bases 79 to 762 code for a protein of 227 amino acids. NCBI's taxonomy places the organism in Eukaryota, Viridiplantae, Streptophyta, Magnoliopsida, Myrtales, Myrtaceae. Gene Ontology annotation, cellular component: photosystem I reaction center; chloroplast thylakoid membrane; photosystem I. The record is from RefSeq and is a predicted model, not a curated record. Gene Ontology annotation, biological process: photosynthesis.